This is a messenger RNA of Chroicocephalus ridibundus (black-headed gull), 752 nucleotides long. RefSeq names its product very-long-chain enoyl-CoA reductase-like. Lineage: Eukaryota; Metazoa; Chordata; Aves; Charadriiformes; Laridae. Gene Ontology annotation, molecular function: oxidoreductase activity. Gene Ontology annotation, biological process: very long-chain fatty acid biosynthetic process. The record is from RefSeq and is a predicted model, not a curated record.
GCUGGGCGCGCCGGCGUCCCCGCGGCGUCCCUUGGGGGCUGGUGACAUGGAGGGAGCGGGGUUGCCCCGCGAGGGGGGCCAGGUGUCCCCGUCCCCUGUCCUGGCGCUGUGGCGCCAGGCUCCCCCCGUCAAGAAGGUGAAGAAAGCCGUCCUCUUCUUCGAGGUGGAGAUCCUGGAUGCCCGGACGCGGGAGAAGCUCUGCUUCCUCGAUAAGGUGGAGCCCCACGCCACCAUCGCCGAGAUCAAGAGCCUCUUCAACAAGGCCCAUCCCCAGUGGUACCCGGCCAGACAGUCCCUGCGCCUGGACCCCAAGGGCAGGUCCCUGAAGGACGAGGACGUGCUGCAGAACCUGCCCGUGGGCACCACCGCCACCUUCUACUUCCGCGACCUGGGCGCCCAGAUCAGCUGGGUGACGGUCUUCCUGACGGAGUACGCGGGGCCGCUGCUCAUCUACCUGCUCUUCUACUUCCGCGUCCCCUUCCUCUACGGCCCCCGCUACGACUUCACCGCCAGCCGCCACGCCGUCGUCCACCUGGCGUGUGGCUGUCACUCCUUCCACUACAUCAAGCGCCUGCUGGAAACGCUCUUCGUCAACCGCUUCUCCCACGGCACCAUGCCCCUGCGCAACAUCUUCAAGAACUGCACCUACUACUGGGCUUCGCCGCCUGGAUGGCCUAUUACAUCAACCACCCGCUGUACACCCCCCCGCCUACGGUGACGAGCAGGUGAAGCUGGCGCUCGCCGUCUUCCUG